CGGGAGCCGUGGGAAGGACGCCGGGACACCCCGGGAGCCGGGAAAUGGACUUGGUGGCAUUUGAGGAUGUGGCUGUGAACUUCACCCAGGAGGAGUGGGCUCUGCUGGAUCAUUCUCAGAAGAAACUCUACAGAGAUGUGAUGCAGGAAACCUUCAUUAACUUGGCCUCUAUAGGGAAAAAAUGGGAGGACCAGAACAUUGAAGAUCAGUACAAAAACCAGGGGAGAAAUCUAAGAAGUCAUACAGCAGAGAGACUUUGUGAAAGAAAAGAAGGUAGUCAAUUUGAAGAAACCUUCAGUCAGACUCUGAAUCUUAAACUGAAAAAGAAAACUCUUACUGGAGUAAAACCAUAUGAAUGCAGUGUGUGUGGAAAAGUGUAUAUGUGCCAUUCAUCUCUUAAGAGGCACAUGAGAUCUCAUACUGAACACAGACCAUAUGGAUAUCACAAAUAUGGAGAGAAGUCAUAUGAAUGUAAGGAAUGUGGGAAAAGAUUCAACUUUCGAAGCUCAUUUCGAAUACACGAACGAACUCACACUGGAGAGAAACCCUAUAAAUGUAAGCAAUGUGGUAAAGCUUUCAGUUGGCCCAGUUCCUUUCAAAUACAUGAAAGAACUCAUACUGGAGAGAAACCCUAUGAAUGUAAGGAAUGUGGAAAAGCCUUCAUUUAUCAUACAACUUUUCGAGGACACAUGAGGAUGCACACGGGAGAGAAACCUUAUAAAUGUAAAGAAUGUGGGAAAACCUUCAGUCAUCCCAGUUCCUUUCGAAACCAUGAAAGAACUCACUCUGGAGAGAAACCCUAUGAAUGUAAACAAUGUGGGAAAGCUUUCAGGUAUUACCAAACUUUUCAAAUACAUGAAAGGACGCACACUGGAGAAAAACCCUAUCAAUGUAAGCAGUGUGGUAAAGCGCUCAGUUGUCCCACAUCCUUUCGAAGUCAUGAAAGGAUUCACACUGGGGAAAAACCCUAUAAAUGUAAAAAAUGUGGAAAAGCCUUUAGUUUUCCCAGUUCCUUUCGAAAACAUGAGAGAAUUCAUACAGGAGAGAAACCCUAUGAUUGUAAGGAAUGUGGGAAAGCCUUCAUUUCUCUUCCUAGCUUUCGAAGACACAUGAUAAUGCACACUGGAAAUGGACCUUAUAAAUGUAAGGAAUGUGGGAAAGCCUUUGAUUGUCCGAGUUCUUUUCAAAUCCAUGAAAGAACUCACACGGGGGAGAAACCCUAUCAAUGUAAACAGUGUGGUAAAGCCUUCAGUUGUUCUAGUUCCUUUAGAAUGCAUGAAAGGACUCACACCGGAGAGAAACCCCAUGAAUGUAAACAAUGUGGUAAAGCCUUCAGUUGUUCUAGUUCUGUUCGAAUACAUGAAAGGACCCACACUGGGGAGAAACCCUAUGAGUGUAAGCAAUGUGGCAAAGCCUUCAGUUGUUCCAGUUCCUUUCGAAUGCAUGAAAGAAUUCACACAGGGGAGAAACCCUAUGAGUGUAAACAGUGUGGUAAGGCUUUCAGUUUUUCCAGUUCAUUUCGAAUGCAUGAAAGGACCCACACAGGAGAGAAACCCUAUGAAUGUAAGCAAUGUGGUAAGGCCUUCAGUUGUUCUAGUUCCUUUAGAAUGCAUGAAAGGACUCACACUGGAGAGAAACCCUAUGAAUGUAAACAAUGUGGUAAGGCCUUCAGUUGUUCCAGUUCCAUUCGAAUACAUGAAAGGACUCACACUGGAGAGAAACCUUAUGAAUGUAAACAAUGUGGUAAAGCUUUUAGUUGUUCCAGUUCUGUUCGAAUGCAUGAAAGGACUCACAGUGGAGAGAAACCCUAUGAAUGUAAACAAUGUGAUAAAGCCUUCAGUUGCUCCCGCUCCUUUCGAAUCCAUGAAAGGACUCACACUGGAGAGAAACCCUAUGAAUGUCAGCAAUGUGGGAAAGCCUUUAAGUGUUCCCGUUCCUUUCGGAUACAUGAAAGAACUCAUACUGGAGAGUAACACUACGAAUGUAAACAAUGUGGGAGAGCUUUAAAUUGUCCCAUUACCUUU
Propithecus coquereli (Coquerel's sifaka) is the source of this 2024-nucleotide messenger RNA. RefSeq names its product zinc finger protein 709. The transcript has 4 exons. NCBI's taxonomy places the organism in Eukaryota, Metazoa, Chordata, Mammalia, Primates, Indriidae. Gene Ontology annotation, molecular function: RNA polymerase II cis-regulatory region sequence-specific DNA binding; DNA-binding transcription factor activity, RNA polymerase II-specific. The coding region runs from base 45 to 1973 and encodes 642 amino acids. The record is from RefSeq and is a predicted model, not a curated record. Gene Ontology annotation, biological process: regulation of transcription by RNA polymerase II.